Messenger RNA from Botrytis fragariae, 957 nucleotides. RefSeq names its product putative mfs multidrug protein. NCBI's taxonomy places the organism in Eukaryota, Fungi, Ascomycota, Leotiomycetes, Helotiales, Sclerotiniaceae. The record is from RefSeq and is a predicted model, not a curated record. Gene Ontology annotation, molecular function: transmembrane transporter activity. Gene Ontology annotation, biological process: transmembrane transport. The coding region runs from base 1 to 957 and encodes 318 amino acids. The transcript is spliced from 9 exons.
AUGGCGCAAACUACCAAUUCCACUUCAAGCUCUGGCUCAGAGACUCAUUGGUUCGAGAAUGUAGUUGUACUUGAUCUGGAUCUUGAAGGACAAGAAGUCAAAAAACAACCUGUUGUAGAUGCUCCAUCCACUCCAGCUCGCAUCACCCGUUCUCAAUCUCUUACCCGUCUCGGCAUCCAGCAGAAGUUCACGCACCCAAAUUCGCAUUUGAAGACCACGGACGCUGAUGUUGUUGAUUUUGAUGGUGCUGAUGAUCCUUAUCAACCUCUAAAUUGGCCAUUCAGAAAGAAGCUGAUCACCACAUUUGUCUAUGGCUUGUUUACCAUGACCUCGACCUGGGCAAGUUCUGUAUACAGUCCUGCUAUUGACCAAGUUGCAACUGAAUUUAGAGUUGCUCCUGAGGUCAGUCUACUGGGUGUAAGUUUCUUAUUGCUAGGAUUUGGAUUUGGUCCUCUGCUAUGGGCUCCUCUUUCUGAAAUUUAUGGCAGAAAGGCUGCAGUCUUAACCCCAGUUUUCAUCUCGGCAUGUUUUUCAUUCGGUUCCGCCACAGCAAAAGACAUCCAGACGCUGCUCUUGACACGAUUCUUUGCUGGUAUCUUCGGAGCUGCUCCUGUAACAAACACUGGCGGCGUUCUAUCUGACAUCUGGGCACCCCAAUCGCGAGGAACAGCUAUCGUCGGCUAUGCAUUUGCUGUUGUUGGUGGUCCAACCAUAGGUCCCAUUGUGGGAGGAGCCAUCACAUCGAGCUAUCUAGGAUGGAGAUGGACAGAAUAUAUAACCGGAAUCAUGCAAAUGGCAGUCUUACUCCUUGGUGCUCUUGUCCUCAACGAAACCUAUCCAGACGCACUCCUGGUCGCCAAGGCACGUCGUCUCCGUCACGAUACUGGAAACUGGGCUCUACAUGCUAGACACGAAGAGCGCAGUUUCAGCUUUAGAGAGAUGGCAAUAAGUUCUUGA